Messenger RNA from Colletotrichum spaethianum, 207 nucleotides. RefSeq lists its product as uncharacterized. Lineage: Eukaryota; Fungi; Ascomycota; Sordariomycetes; Glomerellales; Glomerellaceae. The record is from RefSeq and is a predicted model, not a curated record. The coding region runs from base 1 to 207 and encodes 68 amino acids. The transcript has a single exon.
AUGGACCACGAUGAAGACGCCAAGCCAAACAUGAUGGCAUUAGACAUGAACUCUAAUAUGAGCGCUACCGGAAGCGUGAGGAGCGAGUCUCUCGGCGCGUUCGACCCCGUCACGCAGCAGAACGGGUCAAAACCGCCCAUCAAGCGCAGAGCCCCAAUUGCCUGUCGAAGGUUUGUCCCAUAUAUCCGCCACUGGGCGAGCCCAUGA